GUGGCCAGUGCUGCCGUUCGAAGUCAACUUCGAACUGUGCCUGGAUGCGCCCAACGUCGUCAUGAAGCUGACGUUUUUCGAAUGCGUUGCCCGAUGGGAAACCGUUUACCUGACAGUUAGUUUGGCCAAUUCCAGGCAACCUGACGCAGCAAAGAAAUAAGACAACCACAUCUGCACGCAUAUUGCCCAGUGAUUAUCGGCCCGUUUUUUUGUGAAUUCUGCACGACGUCAUUCUUCCCACAGUAAGAAAAAUGGACGUGCGAUGUUUUCUGCUCCUUGCCAUGAGCACCACGAUUCCUUUAUGCUGCGCUGAAAUAGGAAAAAUGAAUUUGGAGCCCGUACCUGGCGCCCUGUCCGACAGCUGCACUCACGGGAAGUCGAAGCCUGUGGGUAAACACGGGGUGGUGCGCGAUGCCGGCAAUCGUAUCUAUGUCCACCAAAAUGCCAGCUUCCAGUUAGCAUGCAACGGAAGCGUCAGCAACACCAGCGACACUAUGGCGCCAUCCGUAGGCCAUGGGUGCAAAUGGGCCGACUCGGAAUAUAAACCACUGCACAAACCUGAUGACCAUCCUGAUGGCAGUCGAUGCAGUGUGGUGAUUACUCGUGCGUUAUUUGAGCGAGACCUGCAAGUGCAAGACACCCAGAUGACUGUCCGAUGCACUGACCAUGUGCUACAACACGAGGAGAAGUCCUAUCUUCUGAUACUGGCUCAAUCUCUUCGCUGGUCAGCUGUCGAUCCGCCUCUAAUUGUUCGGCCUGAUCACGUGGUUUUCAUGUGCAGUGUGUUUAGCCGGCCACAUGCAUGCGUCACGUGGUUCUUCAACAACCGACACCCUUCUGCAAAUGCGGAACUAAGAGAAUGCUCGGUCAGCGGAUCUCGGCUGAGUUGCCCCAUAGCAAAUAUUAGCCGUAUUCUGCCGAUUAUAUGCGUGGCGACUACGGAAUGGGGAGAAUCUUUAUCGCGCAUUUAUUCGGAUCUCCCCGACAAUCUUACGGCCACUAGUGAUUGUAAUACCUCCAUGGACAGCAGCGGCAGCAAUGUUACCGCAGUCAACACAGCCGGCGAGGAAAUCCGCGCAAAUUCCAAUAACUGCACAUGUGCUAACAUAAGCUUUGUUGCUCCGGAAAGUGGGAACAAAUUAAUGCCGAAUUCGUCAUCGCAAGUGGCCGCGCUGAAUAUGUACCAACCACUGGAUGAUGACAAUACCGGCGGUCUGCUGGACCUGACGCCCGCGCCGGUAAUUGAUGCGGCUGACAAGACACAGCCGACAGAUAUUGGACUUGUUAUCGGGCUGACCGCCGGUUGUCUGGUUACUAUCAUGGGCGGAACUGCGGCACUGGUCAAGCUCAUAAAGUCCCGAAGCGCGUCAGUGGAUUUGCUUGCGAUUCGAAGUAAUAUGCAUCGUGCUUAAAUUUUAUGCAAUAAAUUCGGCGGUAAUAUUUUCAAUGGUACAGAGUACAUGUACAAUUUAUUAUUAUUAGUGUAGAAUCAUGACCGUUGCAGUUUCGUACCAAUGCUACAAUUUCCAAUACACUUUGCAUUUCUACCGUAAGAUGCAAUUAAUAUAUUAUCUUCCUGUUGUGAAUCGCGGUCGCUGACAUUAAAACCGAACCCCCA
Paramacrobiotus metropolitanus is the source of this 1618-nucleotide messenger RNA. RefSeq lists its product as uncharacterized. The record is from RefSeq and is a predicted model, not a curated record. The coding region runs from base 252 to 1412 and encodes 386 amino acids. NCBI's taxonomy places the organism in Eukaryota, Metazoa, Tardigrada, Eutardigrada, Parachela, Macrobiotidae. The transcript has 8 exons.